CGAGGCGGGGGCGACGUGGGCGCCGAGUGGCGUGAGCAGCGGGCUCCGCCAUGAACCCCAGGGGCCUGUUCCAGGACUUCAACCCAAGUAAGUUCCUCAUCUACGCCUGCCUUCUGGUCUUCUCGGUGUUGCUGCCCCUCCGCCUGGACAGCGUCAUCCAGUGGAGCUACUGGGCCGUGUUCGCCCCCAUAUGGCUGUGGAAACUCUUGGUCAUCGCGGGUGCCUCGGUGGGUGCGGGCGUUUGGGCUCGAAACCCUCGCUACCGCACUGAAGGAGAGGCCGGCGUGGAGUUCAAAGCCAUGCUCAUUGCCGUGGGCAUCCACCUGCUGCUGCUCAUGUUCGAAGUCCUGGUCUGUGACCGGGUGGAGAGGGGCAGCCACUUCUGGCUGCUGGUCUUUAUGCCACUGUUCUUCGUUUCCCCCGUGUCUGUAGCCGCUUGUGUCUGGGGCUUUCGACACGACAGGUCGCUAGAGCUGGAGAUCCUGUGCUCCGUUAACAUCCUGCAGUUCAUCUUCAUCGCCCUGAGGCUGGACAGGAUUAUCCACUGGCCGUGGCUGGUGGUGUUCGUGCCGCUGUGGAUCCUCAUGUCCUUCCUUUGCCUGGUUGUCCUCUAUUACAUCGUCUGGUCCCUCCUGUUUCUGAGGUCCCUGGAUGUGGUAGCAGAACAGCGAAGAACACACGUGACCAUGGCCAUCAGCUGGAUAACGAUUGUGGUGCCCCUGCUCACUUUUGAGGUCCUCCUGGUUCACAGAUUGGAUGGCCACAAUACAUUCUCUUACAUUUCCAUAUUUGUUCCCCUUUGGCUGUCAUUAGUAACCUUGAUGGCCACCACAUUUAGACGAAAAGGAGGCAAUCAUUGGUGGUUUGGCAUUCGCAGAGAUUUCUGUCAGUUUCUGCUUGAAAUUUUCCCAUUUUUACGAGAAUAUGGAAACAUUUCCUAUGAUCUCCAUCAUGAAGACAGUGAAGAUGCUGAGGAAACAUCUGGCCCAGAAGCUCCAAAAAUCCCUCCAAUGUUUGGAAAGAAGGCCAGGGUAGUUAUAACGCAGAGCCCUGGGAAAUAUGUUCCCCCACCUCCCAAGUUAAACAUUGAUAUGCCAGACUGAGCUGCCCUUCAGUGCGGUGAAAACCAUGUAUGCACACCGACUCCACCUUGCUUUUGCCACUUUAUCCAUCCCAGAUCUGGAACCACAAGCAGGCUCCAAACACCAUUUCACACCUUGAGAUGGAUACCAAUUAGUGACUUAGUGUUGUGUACUGUAGCUAGUAGAGGUUAUUUUAGUCUGUGGUUUUGUGUGAGUGUGAGUGUGAGUGUGUGUUUGUGUGUGUGUGUGUGUGUGUGUGUGAUGUGUAUAUGUAUGAGAGAACUUGCUUCCCAAAUUGGUGUGUAAGAGCCAGGGACAGUAAGUGGAAUUGUUGUAGGUCCUCAAAAGGAGUAACUACACAGCUGUUUUUUUUUUUUUUAAGGUUUACUAUAUCUAUUAAAAGUAUUGUUUAAAAAAGUAUUUUUAUACCCUGCUAGUCUAAAAUUGUAUUUCAGAUUGUUCCUGUUGUGACAUAUUAGCAAAUGUACAGAAUCUCUUUCCUGUCACUGGUUUAGAAGCUUCAUCGUUAUUUCUAGUGUUCCUGCUGUUAAAAUAGUUUUUCUUGGGCUGGGGAUUUAGCUCAGUGGUUGCUACCGCCUGCCUUGCAAGCACAAGGUCCCGAAUUCGAGCCCUGGUACCAAAAAAAAAAGAAUUAAAAAUGUUUUUCAUUGGGCAUUGCUUUGGGCAUUAACUGUCUUUAAUAUUCUAAUAGAUGAAUUUUUCUAAUGGAGUGAAUCUGCAUAUAUUUAUAUGAAUAUUUUAGCAGUGUAAUGUUGAAUUCCAUCUGCAGUACGGUGUAUUAUGUUAAACUAUUUUGUCUGUAUGUGAAGAUACGUGUUUAUUGCAGGUAUCCUCAGAGUGCACAAAAUGUUAAUACUUACCUCUUGUGGGGUCUAAUUUAAGUAGUAGGCAGAAAUUAGGUGUUGGAAAUCCCAUGGAUCUGAAUAUUCAGAUGUUAGAUAGAGGUCUUCACAGUUCUGCAGCCUGUCUCAGGACCUGUUAGUAGAGAGAGGAGCCACCACCUUUUGGGGGCAGGUGAUGUACUCCAGCAUGGAACCAGGUGGUAGGUAGCAUCUCUUGAGGAACAGCUAAAUUAAGCAACAAGUGGCUUGUCCAUUUCUAAAAGAGUCUUAGAAUACCUGUCAUAAAUUAAAGCAUUACUUGUCAUUGGAAAGCUGGACAGAGUGACCUUAACCAAAAGUAGCUAACAAGGUAUCUUAUUUUAAGGUCCAAACUUUUGGUUCUGUCAGCAACAGAGAAGCAAUAGUUUGGGUUACUUUUUAGGUAAGUAUGAUGUGUCUUUAGGUGCUGGUGGGAUGGAUACCAAGGAACUAGACAUAAAAAAGCCAGAUUCUGCAAGAGUAAUACUCUGACUAGAACAAAUAAACUUUCAGAAGGAGGUUAAAGUGUAAAGGAGUGC
Messenger RNA from Fukomys damarensis (Damara mole-rat), 2502 nucleotides. It is a transcript of the gene Tmem185b, whose product is annotated as transmembrane protein 185B. The coding region runs from base 51 to 1103 and encodes 350 amino acids. NCBI's taxonomy places the organism in Eukaryota, Metazoa, Chordata, Mammalia, Rodentia, Bathyergidae. The transcript has a single exon. The record is from RefSeq and is a predicted model, not a curated record.